GUUACUGUAUCAACUGUAUGUCAGUUUCUCAACGCAUCGCGACCAUUUCGAUGGCUAACGUCAGCCUAAAUCUCUUUGUUUUAUAACGCUGCAUAUAAACACACAGAUCUUCAUUAAAGUAACCACAAUUUAGUAGGCAAUAAUCAAGUUGCAUUUGUCAUAUAUUGAAUACGUAUAUUAUUAUACGAUAUUUAUCACAAGUGAUUCAUUCACAGUGAAGUGCGUACGCGUAUAAGUGGUGAAACAAUUUUGUGCGUUAUUUUUAGUAAAAAUAAUCAGAAUGCCUGCUAGUGCGGUUUAUCAGCCAACGACGGUGACUUAUGAACAGCAACCUAAUGAACAACGCUGGAAUUGCCCUAUCAGCUACUUCUCACGAAGGGUGACAAGUAGCUUGAACCGGGUAGUGUGCAUUCGACUGGCUCUGUGCCUCUUCGGCAGCACUUUGUUUAUCAUAGGUCUUGCACUUCUAAUAGCUGGUGGUGUUCAGUAUUCUAACUCGCCUGCAACGCCCACGCCACAAGACUCCGAUAACGGGUUCGGAGCCCUCAUCGCUGGCGGUGUUAUAUUGUGUCUCGGACUGCUAUUUGCAGGAGUAGGCGGAUGGGCUUGGUCGGCUCGUUGGGGAGGAGGCAAGGAGGCACCAUCUAGCGGUGCUGCUGCACUAACUGCGCUCAACCCAUCAACGGACCCGUUGGUUGCUGCUCAGUACGCGCCUGUUAGAGAUGCACCCCCCGCGCCCGAUGACGAAAUGCGAAACCUUAUGGACAACAAGGAAUGUUUGAGCAGUGCAGAAGAAAGUGACAAAAUGCUUGAUGGUCGACCGUCUGUGGCGUAAACAAAAGAUGAAAAAGUAAUACGUAUUCUUGUAAACAAAUUCUGAAACAUUAAUGUCCACCUGUAAAAAAUAUUUUCAAUCUCAAACGGACGAUUAUACUUAAAUUAUAUAAGAUAGAAUUUAUUUUUAUGACAAUCGCCUUUUUAAAUAAUAUAAAUAGGGAUUUAACCGGUUUUGUUUCGGUAAUGGAAACGAUAUCUUUCAAACAAAAAAGGACACCGACUUCAGGUAUAUUAUUUAAUAUAUCUAUAUUUAGUUGAAUUGCAUUUUACGGUACAAAUUAUAUGCGGCAGUUUUAUAUGUGUGAUAUUUUAUUUACAUUUUAUUUUUAUUUUUGACUUAAUUUCUAAGCUGCACGUGUAGGACCCGACUUAUGUUUGAAAAAACAACAAGACAAUUUUUAUGUACAUAUUGUCUAUGUCGUAUGUAUUUUUUGUAAAGUGUUCAAUUUAGAACUAUAAUGUAAUUCUAUUUAAUUGUAGAAUUAUAAAUUACAGAUAUAUUUUCUUGAUGUUAUACACAUGAUCAAUAUUCAUACAAUAUAGUUUUGGUAGAUGAUAAUGGUAAUUUAGAAGACAUGUGGCCAAAUUAUCGUCCAGUUUUAAAAUUAGAUAUAAUGUCCAUAUAUAAACGUUUUUCAAUAAUAAAGUUGUUUAAUGGCAUUGAAUUGUAGAAUAUGUAUUUUCGAUAUUUCAAAUCUAAAAUGUCGCCUACAUUAUUGUUUAUGUACAAAAUGUACAUUUCAAUAGAAUAUGUACAUAUUUAAGAAUAGGCAACACUGUCGCAAAAUAUUUUCAUAGCUAUGUACCGGUUUUUAUUUGUUAUUGAUGUUUAGCAUUCAUUAAAAUUCAUAAAAAAACCUCAACUGAAAUAUGAAUGUGAAAUUUUGGACGAUUCUCUUUGUUCAUUUCGUACAAACUACUGAUUACUCUGUAUUCACAUAUGUUAUAAUAAUUUUACAUUGUAACACUCUUCCUAAUCGUAGAUUUUAAAUUUUCUAUAGAAAAUAAUAUUAUUAAAACUGUAACAAUUUCGAUAUAGUUAGUUAAUCAUCACAAUUUUCAACUUAUAUCUUUAUAUGUAUUUGUCAUCAAAUAACAGUUAUUUACUUAUGUAACACAUAGGUACGUAAUACGAUAUUCAACUUUCGAGAGUGGCAUCACUUAUAUGAAAAAAAAAACAAAAACAUAAAACACAGUGUAAACAAAUUGAAAGUAUUAAGAAUAUACAUUAAUAGUUUUCAUGUAUAAUAUUUUUAUUAAUUCAACUUUUUUUUGUACAAUAUAUAUUUUAUGAUUUAUGAAAAUAAUCAACGUAUUUAAUACGAUCGAAAACAAUUAUGCCUAUUCCCUAAUUACCUUUUAUUUACAAUCUGUUGAGGUUAUUAAUAUUUAUUUAUAAAAAAAAUAAUUAAAAUACCCUUAUUGGAAUUAGCUUAAGUUUAGUCUUUUUUUUAUAAUUCAUACUAUAAAUGUUGUGUUAGUUUUGUGUUGAGACCGUCCUGAUUAGUUGUUAAGUGUAGGUUGUUUAUGUCAAAUCGCGACAUUUCGAAUACAGAUAAAAAAAAAUGUCUAUACGAAUACCAUUUUGUUCAAACGUGUGAUAAAUUUCAUGAUGCCUUUGUCUCUGUUCAACAAUAUACGACUCGGUAUUGAUGGACUGUACCUAUAGCAUUUAAUUUAAAACAUAGGGUAAUAUAAUUGAUAUUAAUUGUACUUUAGGCUCUCUGCAAUAUUCAAAUAUAUUAUUUCGAAUUACAAUAAAACAAUGAAAAAUACAGAUUAAAAUCAUUACGAAUGUAUAUAAAAAAAAAUUAGCUAAGCGAAUCACAAGUUAGCCAUAUAAGCAUACUAUAUUUUAAUAAUCAAGUUAAUAUUAACUGUUUAUGUAUUAUCUCUUUACAAUUUUAUUUUAUUUUUGUUUGAGGUGCAAAUGAGAUUUUUAUGGUGUAUCGAACGAUGUUAACUUAUACUUAUUUUUAGUACUUAAAAGUACAUAAAUUAUUUUACAAUAUUUAUGUGUACUUAAUAUCUCCAAUCUCCAUUUAAAUAAAUGUAUAAGAUUUAAA
Molecule: messenger RNA, 2903 nt
Organism: Nymphalis io (European peacock)
Lineage: Eukaryota; Metazoa; Arthropoda; Insecta; Lepidoptera; Nymphalidae
Exons: 4
Coding region: 281-835 (184 amino acids)
Source: RefSeq, a predicted model, not a curated record